Pocillopora meandrina is the source of this 4593-nucleotide messenger RNA. Lineage: Eukaryota; Metazoa; Cnidaria; Anthozoa; Scleractinia; Pocilloporidae. The record is from the annotation of a GenBank genome assembly.
AGAUGAAUUUUACGUUUCCUCUUCUUGGAGUUAUAGCAUUUGGUGUUGUGACUUUGCUUGCCUCAGAAGGUUUGUAACCAAUAACAGGUUUGCGGGCCUAAGCGGGCCAAAGGAGUACAGUUAAACAAUGACCCUUAAGCCAUACUAGGGAAAAUCAGUCAGGAUAACAUAUUAAGUAUUUAUCAUAUAAACUAAGGUGUUAUACAAGGAUUUCCAGCCCUGAGAAAAGUCGUAACAACACAAAAAAUAUCGUAUUUUUUCAUGUGUGUUUGAUAUCGCCAAUCAGCUGCUGACACGUCACUUCACCAUUCUCCAUCCAAGGUCAUUUGUUGUAAUUUUUUUUUCGGUUCAUGGCUGCUAAAACACUGAAAAAUCCGUAUUGCUUAGAGACAGUGACGUUCAGUCUUCCCUGGAAGAGGAAGGAAACCCUUAUACGGAAAGAUAAACCGAAAGUUAUGUAUUCAAUAAUAAUAAUAAUAAUAAUAAUAAUAAUAAUAAUAAUGAUAAUAAUAUAAUAACUUUAUUUACCCUACAAAAUGGAUCAGCUAGUACCAUAAUAAAAGCUGGUAUUGACCCAUGUGUAGCUAUAAUAAAAUACUCUAUAACUUCUAUCUCUAUGAAUAAAAUAUCGGCUACUGGAAAAAAAAAAUCAACUAUAAAACUAAGUAAGUGAGCAACGAGCAACAAUGGCUUUAGUAAUGGCAUUUCUCGCGGCUGCGAACGAAAAUCGACAACUGGAAGAUUUGUUACAGGCCGAUUUUGGCCGUGUACCUGAGAGACUUCUUCUGUCAGUAAGGAUCUAGUCAAAACCGAGAAUUUCGUUUAGUGAAAAUUACGCCCAUUGUUUGUUUGUUUGUUUGUUUUUUUUUGUAAUGUUUCAACGCAUUUUUUUCAUGUUGAGUCUUAGCGCCAACACAUUGUGCGAUUUUUAUUCGGUGUCGUUAAUCCUUUUAUUUUCAUUCAUUAAUAAAUAAGAUAAGAUUUUUUUGCCAUUAAACGUCUAUUGUGUAUAUAUGAUAAACAAAAUAAUAGACGGUUACUUGCAAAUACGAAAUUUCUCUUCUCGUGUUCAACUUGCCAUCUCUCUCGUUCGCUGCGCUCACUGGUGCGCUAUCGAGUUAAUCACUCGAAGAAAAAUUCCACAUCUACGCGCGCCCAUGUAUUAUUCUCUUUGUAAUAAAUGAAGAAACAACAAUUAAACAGGAAUAAAUUGAAAGAGAAUUUCCGAGCUUCAGAUGAAAUCUUCCUUUACUUCAUGCAGUUUCCUAAACUGUUAGAUGUAGGUAAUAUAUGCAUACUAUUUAAAACGAGGGUAAGUGCACAUCUAUCGUUAUGAAAAAGGAUUUGUUUAUUUUCAUACAAAAACAUGUAUGGGGCGAGUUUACAUGCACAAUGAAAAUUUUUCUCUCAACCUCCGAAAUGGUCUUUUCCAUAUGUACAUGAAUGUGAUAAUUAGACGCUUACUAAUAAUUUUCCAAGGAGGAUAGUUAUAUAAGACGUGUUCGAGAGAGUAAACCCUACCUAAUUUCUACGGAGCGUCUAUGGUGUAGAUCUCUAUGUGCGCACGUCCCAGCAUUCAUAAAACGACAUGCGCGGUUUAAACUCGAGGAGCUAGAAUAGUUUUCGGCUGCGCCUCAAGAAGCUCUUACGCUUCCCGCGUGGAUCCAUAACUCUCUAUUAUCUAUUGCUCACAAUUAUUGGUAAUUGAUAAUGAAGAGAAUAACUCUUAAUAAAUAAAUGUAACAACUCGAAUUUGUUUUUACCCACGUUUGUUUUACCAAUGCUAAUUUUUUUAGCGAUCCCAGCCGGUGCUUAUGCAUUUGACAGUUUACGUGGAUCAAUGUCAAGUAUCUUUUAUGUACUUUUUAUGUUAUCAUUAUUUCAGGGAUCACUCGUAGCGUAAACAAAUCAGAAGAAUACAAACUUCGCAAGGACAUUUUAAAGUAUAAGGACCCCAUGGUCCGUCCUGUUGAAAACUACUCUGAAGCCGUCAAUGUUUCUUUCUAUAUGGACGUUUUAAACUUGACAGACCUGGUAUGCCAUCGCAGAUUUAUCAUUGUUUUGUAUGCCAACAUAAAUCUAUCAUUGUUUUAACACAUAUACUGCAAAUGAUUUCAAACCGAAAAAAGAAACAAACAAACAAAGAAAUUAAAACACCGUCAGCCUGUGAGAAUAAUCUUGCAUGUCUCAAUGCAAUCAAUCACAACAUUAUGUUUAAACCGAUUUGCCCGCCCACACAUUAUCCGGCAGUCACUAACCCAUUUUUGUUUGCCAGUCCCUCAAAGUCAAACUUUUAAAACUCAUCACACGUUCGUCGGUGUUGUUAACGUUGUUGACUUUUUGUUAGUUAGUUAGUUUGUUUCUUAGGUUAUCACAGGCUAUCAAGACUUCACCUCACCCUAUUAAAGGGUAGAAAAGACAUACCCGCCUAGAGGUGUAGAUACUGUUACACUGCACUGCUCAUUUUUUAAAUGAGUCUCCCAUUAUCACUACUUUAGUGACAAUUAACACUGUUUAAAACAAGAAAAACAGAUUAACUUAAAUCAUUCGUUUCGUUCCAUGAGUUAUUUUGUGUUUGCCUAUUACAGGAUAAUAAGCGCCAGAUGCUUGCAACAAAUGUCUGGAUUUUACAGGUUUGUGUUUACUACAAUGCGCUUUAACAAGUCGCUCUUUAGUGCGCUUGUAUACUUGUGCUUUGCCAAGAGUGUCUUUUAUUCACUGUUUUAUCCAGCUGUUCAUUUUUUACGCAUUCAUUCAUGGAUUUAUUUUUUUUCUUUCUUUUAAUCAUCUAUUCAUAAUUUCUUACCUCAUUCAUUAACUUGAUCAUGACAACAAACGAAAAUUUUGAACGACUAAACGGAAUGCUUACAAAUAAAUAAACUUAUGAGGUAGUAACUAUGACAACCACGAGUGCAAAAAUAGAGAGACCUGAGACAUCGUUACUUUAUUGGAUGAUUUCCACUUCUCGCUUUCUUUGAACUCAUUUCUCUCAGUUGCGGUAUCAUUAAAAUUUUGCAGAGGUGGCAGAAUCCGUUCCUCGAAUGGAAGAAAGAAGAAUAUGGAGGUAUUGAUCAGAUCCUCGUGAGCCCAACGGAAAUAUGGGUGCCAGACAUUGUCCUUUACAACAAGUAAACUACUUUUGGGUUUUAAAUUGUUUAUGAGUGUCAUUUUCGAUCCCAUGCUUGCACACUUAUGACUUUUGAGUCCAUCCAUCAAUCAAUAAAUCGAUCAAUGCAGGCACACAGCCAGAAAUUUGUCCGUUAUAAAGUGCAUCCAUCAAUCAAUCAGUUAAUAAUCGGCAGCCGUCAGUCAUCAAUUGAAAAUAAAUGAAUUGAGCAAAGAGUUGUUGUUUUAUUGCCCUGUAGUGGUGAUAAACAGGUUCGGAAAGCUGGUCACACUGAACUGUUCAAGAACUGGGUCGCAGUUGAUAGCACUGGAGGGUGUAGUUGGGGAUCCAUGGCAAACCUUGAGAGUAGUUGCAGCGUGGAGGUCAGCUCGUUUCCUUUCGAUGAGCAGGAGUGUUCUCUUACUUUUGCUUCGGCGAGUUAUGGAAGUAAUAUGCUGGAAAUUCAUUCCAUACGCCCUUUAGGUAGCAGUCUGGCAUUUGUUUAUAGUUUGUUUAUUUGUAAACGAGUUUCUGGUUAUGCUUUCCUUUAUGCAUUUAUUGUGUGAAAUUCAUCCUUUGGCGCGAAUGUCUUGAGAGUUGAAUUGAAAGUGAUAAGUGCCCUUUUAUUUCCUUUUUAUCUUGUUUUGUUUUUUAAUUUUUCGACUUUUUUUCUAGGAAAACAAAAUAAGAGCGAACAUCUUGAUGAGGAUGGGGAAUGGGAGUUUAAACACAUAUACGUGCAUAUUUCGAGGAAGAUAUCUCAACGGCACGAAGAUGCAAGGCUGGAAUACCCUCUUAUCACAUACACACUAGAGAUCAAACGGAGGCCCCUUUAUUAUAUCAUGCUGAUGAUUAUACCUUGCGUCCUUUGUACCCUGUUGGUUCUGGCCAGUUUCGCUAUUCCUCCAGAAAAUGGUGAACGGAUUGGUUUUUGCUCCACCGUCAUGCUUUCAAUCAGUGUUUAUCUCCUUAUCAUGGCUGAUAUGCUCCCAGAAAAGUCGGAUACGUUGCCAGUUCUUGGUGUCUACUACACCAUCACUAUGUUUGAGAUAGCCCUGGCAUUGAUUGGUACGAUUAUUGUUUUGAGGAUCUACCAUUCAGCAAGUGAACCACCCAACUGUUUUAAAACUCUGCAUAAGAAGCACAAAGCCAAGAAAUUAAAGAAAAUAAGAGUUGGAAGAAAGUGGACGAUGGCAAAACUCCUCAGAGGCAAUGCCGUAACAAACAAUAGCAAUCCAGUUGGAGGUGAUGCAGAACCGAAUAUUACUCAGGUCCCAGUUGAUACGGAGCUACAGCAGACAGAGGUAAAGGGCGACGGAAAUGGCAUUGAGCUCACAGAAGAUGACAAUCAAAAAAUCUGGCGUUCAAUUGCUGUUACUUGUGAUCGCAUUUUUUUCUGGCUCUUUUCGAUCAUUUUCAUCGGGUCCACUGCAUAUCUGAUAGCGAAUCGUGGUAACUUUGCGGUUUUGUUUGAUAAGAACAUCUAA